This is a messenger RNA of Amphiprion ocellaris (clown anemonefish), 5530 nucleotides long. RefSeq names its product alpha-1,3-mannosyl-glycoprotein 4-beta-N-acetylglucosaminyltransferase B (gene mgat4b). Gene Ontology annotation, biological process: protein N-linked glycosylation. The coding region runs from base 285 to 1928 and encodes 547 amino acids. The transcript is spliced from 15 exons. Gene Ontology annotation, cellular component: endoplasmic reticulum-Golgi intermediate compartment; Golgi stack; endoplasmic reticulum. NCBI's taxonomy places the organism in Eukaryota, Metazoa, Chordata, Actinopteri, Pomacentridae. The record is from RefSeq and is a predicted model, not a curated record. Gene Ontology annotation, molecular function: acetylglucosaminyltransferase activity.
CCUCCCUCCCCUCCUCCUACUCCUCCUCCUCCUCCCCUCUCCUCUCUCCCCUCCUCUCCUCUCUCUCCUGUCGUUCAGUCGAUAACAAGCUCCGCCCGCCUCUCAGUCUCCGUCGGUGUCUUUCGGCGCGUCUCGGUUCUCGUCGGCGUGUCUCUCCGGUGUCGGUGUCUCCGUUCGUCUACCUGCCGGUACCUGCGUCUCCCCCUCCUCCUCUCCUCCCCUCCGUCCCCCCCGGUCCCGGUGCUCCCCCCUCUCGGUGCGGACAUGCUCCCGGGGCUCCGGAGAUGAGGCUCCGAAAUGUCUCCUUCCUGACGGUGUUGCUGUUUGGGCUGUGCGGGCUAGUCUCCCUGUCCUGGUACACCGCCUUCAGCAGCUCCAGAGGAGAUGUGGUGGACGUCUACCAGAGGGAGUUCCUGGCUCUGAGGGAACGUCUGCACUCGGCAGAGCAGGAGAACCUGAGGAGGUCCAAAGAGCUGAACCUGGUUCUGGAGGAGAUCAAGAGGGCCAUCGCUGAGAAGCAGGCGCUGAGAGACAUAAACCGGACCUGGAGCAGCCUGUCAGAGGAGACCAGGUUGAAGCUGUGGAACGUCAGCAGCAGUAAAAGUGUCCUGCAGCUUCCCUCCAUCUUCCAUCAUCUUCCUCACCUGCUGAACCGGGAGGACAGCCUGCAGCCGGCCGUGCACCUGGGACAGGGACGCACCGGAGUCUCCAUAGUGAUGGGGGUUCCCAGUGUGAAGAGGGAGGUCCACUCCUACCUGACCGACACUCUCAGCUCGCUGAUGUCGGAGCUCAGCGCCGCUGAGAAGGACGACUGUGUCAUCGUCGUCCUCAUCGCCGAGGCCGACCAGCAGUACGCCAGCAGUGUAGCAGACAACCUGAAGCGCCUUUUUCCAGCAGAGAUCCAGUCGGGCCUGCUGGAGGUCGUCUCUCCGUCCAUCCACUUCUACCCCGACUUCUCCAAACUCAGAGAGUCUUUCGGAGACCCGAAGGAGAGAGUGAGGUGGAGGACGAAGCAGAACCUGGACUACUGUUUCCUGAUGAUGUACGCUCAGACGAAGGGAACCUACUACGUCCAGCUAGAGGACGACAUCGUGGCUCGGCCCAACUACUUCACUACCAUGAAGAACUUCGCCCUGCAGCAGCCGUCUGAGGAGUGGAUGAUCCUGGAGUUCUCUCAGCUCGGCUUCAUUGGGAAGAUGUUCAAGUCCGUGGACCUGUCGCUCAUCGUGGAGUUCAUGCUGAUGUUCUACAAAGACAAACCCAUCGACUGGCUGCUCGACCACAUCAUGUGGGUCAAAGUGUGCAACCCGGAGAAGGACGCGAAACACUGUGACCGGCAGAAAGCCAACCUGAGGAUUCGCUUCAAGCCGUCGCUCUUCCAGCAUGUCGGGACUCACUCGUCUCUGGCUGGGAAGAUCCAGAAGCUCAAGGACAAGGACUUCGGGAAGCAGACGCUCCAUAAAGGCCACGCCAACCCUCUGGCUGAGGUCACCACCAGCCUGAAGACCUACCAGCACUUCACCCUGGAGAAGGCCUACCUGGGCGAGGACUUCUUCUGGGCCUUCACCCCGGUGGCCGGAGACUUCAUCCGGAUACGAUUCUUCACGCCGGUCCGCAUCGAGAGGUUUUUCUUUCGCAGCGGAAACAUCGAACAUCCGGGAGACAAACUGUUCAACACGUCGGUGGAGGUUCUGCCCUUCGAUAACAUCCAGGCAGAGAAAGAAGCUCUGACAGAAGGACGAGAGAAAACACCCAAAUACCACCGGACUGAAGACGGAUUCAUCAGGAUAGGAACGUUCCAGAACGGGAUCGCAGAGGGUGAGGUGGAUCCGUCCUUCGGUCCUCUGGAGGCCAUGCGUCUGUCCGUGGUGACCGACUCCCCGGUCUGGGUGAUCCUCAGCGAGAUCUUCAUAAAGAAAGCCGAGUGAAGCCCCUCUUCCCCCUCAGCGAUACCUCAGAGCCGACCGGAGGCUCGGCUGCCUCCAGUGCUGCUCAGAUGGAUCCGGCCGCGGAGCCACAGCGCCGCCGCCUGGCCGGGCCUGGAACCACGGCGAGCGGUGGGAGGAGCAGCCGUUGAAGCUGCACGCCUGUAUCUAUGUACAUACAGUAAAAUAAAUGUUCUACACUGGUGGUGAUGCCGAGCACCUUCCUGAGGACGGAGCUGCUGCUACCGGACCUGGAGGCAGAACCGGACCUUCCUACCGACUCCCAGACCCUCCACAGCCGGACGCUGAUCCACAGUCAGCUUUCAUUCCACCUGGCUGGAAACGACACAAACAAGACAGAGACUUUGAGUUUAAUGAUGAAUUUUAAUCAUCUGGGUCGGUUUGUGUCGAUUCAGACGGAAAUACGUCACCGCAGCGUCUCAGAUUCUGCUCAAAACGACUCAAAACGUGUCCAGAUUCUCGAAACAUUCUCCAAAAUGACCAAAAAAAAGUGACUCAAUAAUGGCUCAAAAUGACACAAACAUGUCGUAAUGACUCAGUAGUUGUUCAAAAUGACAAAAGAUAUCAACAAAACAACUGAAAAAAUGUCCAAAACUCGUCAAAUAUUUGUCCUAAAUGACAAAUUUUUGUCCAAAAUUACUUAAAAUUUGGCCAAGAAUGUCCCAAAACGUGUCCAAAUUAUUAAAAAAAUUCUCCAAAAUGACAAAAACUUGAUAUCUUCAAAUUUUUUCAAAAAUUUACUCAACAUUUGUCCAAAAUAUUCCAAACUUUCAAAAAUUUAUUACAAAUUUGUCCUAAAUGACAAAUAUUUGUCCAAAAGAAUUUAAAUUUCAACCAGCAGCAUCUCGAAAUGUGCUCAAAAUGAAUCAAAUAUGAUCCCAAGUGACAAAAAAUAAUCCAAAAUGACCAUAGAGUUGUUAAAAAUUUGUCUAAACAUCUCUCUUAACCUGUCAAAAAUAGUCAAACAUUUGUUCUAAGUGACAAAUUUAUGUCCAAAAUUACUCACAAUAUGGCCAAAAAUGUCUCAAAAUGUGUUUAAUUUUUUUUUAUUCUCCAAAAUGACCAAAAAAAGUCCCAAGUGACUUAAUAAUGGCUCAAAAUGACCAAAACUUGUUGAAAAUGUCUUGAAAUUUUUUCACAAAUUUAGUCCACAUUUGUCCAAAAUAUUCCAAACUUUCACAAAUUAAAUACAAAUUUGUCCUAAAUGACAAAUAUUUGUCAAAAAGAACUCAGAAUUCAAUCAACAUUGUCUCAAAAUGUGUACAAAUGAUUUAAAAAUUCUCCAAAAUAACAAAAACCUAUUGAAAUGUAACAUUUACUCAACAUUUGUCCAAAAUAUUAAAAAAUUAAAAAACAACUAAAUCUGACUAAAACUACAACAAACCUCAAAAUAAGUCUAAAUGACUGGAUAUGACCAGAAUAACUUAAUAUUUGUCCAGAUGUGAUUCCAAAGUUUUAAUUUUGUAGUUCAUUUAAAAUGUGUCCAAAAUCACUCAAUGUUUACUAGAAAAUGAUUCAUUUCUUAAAAUUCUAUUUAAAACUCGUCCAGAAAUGACUCUAAAUGUGUCUAAAAUUACAAAAAAUAUCUCAAAAUAUGUCAAAAUUGUUCUAAAAAUUACUCAGUGCUUUAAAAACAAACCUAUUCUAUUUAAACUGGACCAAAAAUAAGUCUAAAUAUAAUUUUAAUUAUUUAAAGUUUGUCCAAAAUGACAGGAAAAAAGUUAAAAUGAGUUUAAAACGUGUCCAAAGUUGGUUUUACUCUUUUGGAACUCUGUGAUCUUUUUGUGAACUGACUGGAGAUCAGAUCUGGAACCCUGGAGAUUAUGUCAGAUCAUCUAGAACCUCUGGUUCCACUGAAAAUGAAAGUUUUUUAAAUAAAUAAUUCAGAUCUAUUGUCACUAACUGGAACCUGUUUGAGUCGUUUCCAGCAGAAUCCUGAUGUUCUGGUAGAACCUCUAGGAUCCUGAUGUUCUGGUAAAACCUCCAGGAUCCUCUAGUUCUAGUAGAACCUCCAGGAUCCUGUAGUUCUAGUAGAACCUCCAGGAUCCUCUAGUUCUUGUAGAACCUCCAGGAUCCUGAUGUUCUGGUAGAACCUCUAGGAUCCUGAUGUUCUGGUAGAACCUCUAGGAUCCUGAUGUUCUGGUAGAACCUCCAGGAUCCUGAUGUUCUGGUAGAACCUCUAGGAUCCUGAUGUUCUGGUAAAACCUACAGGAUCCUCUAGUUCUGGUAAAACCUCCAGAAUAAUGAUGUUCUGGUAGAACCUCCGGGAUCCUCUAGUUCUAGUAGAACCUCAAGGAUCCUCUAGUUCUAGUAGAACCUCCAGGGUCCUGCUGCUGUUGGUGGUUCUGCAGACAGACGUCCUCUCAGAGCCGCUGAGCCGUUUGCCUUAAAUCUAAAUAUGUAGCUGAACACAAACUCCCACAAUCCUUUGCUGCAGCCUCACAACUUCCUGGAGGCUUCAAACUACUGAUGCUGUUCUAACCAAUCAGAUCCCUGCUGGCCGAGGCCUUCACUGUUCACAGUAUCUGGAGUACUCUGGAGUACUCUAGAACAUACUGUAGUACUCCGAGGUAGAACUCUGGAGUACUGUGAGUUACCCUACAGUACUCUGGAGUAAUCUGAAGUUCACUGUAGUACUGUGAGUUACUCAGGAGUACUCUGACCUACUAUGUAGAACUCUGGACUACUCUGUAGUACUCUGCAGCACUCUGAGUCACCCGACAGUACUCUGAGGUACUCUGCAGUACUCUGCAGUACUGUGUAGUACUUUCCUGUAGUUCUGUGUCUCUUCUUCCUCCACAGGUUCAGUUUUCAGUUCUGUGACUCAAAUGAAGGAACUUUGAUGAGCAGAAAAAAGCUUCAAACAUUCAGAAAACAUUUUAGUUCAGAGUUACUCUGUAGUACUCUGGAAUACUCAGAGUUACUCUGUAGUACUCUGGAAUACUCUGUAGCACUCUAUAAUACUCUGGAGUAGUUUCAAACAGUCAGAAAACAUUUUCAUUUAGUUCUGGAGCUUCGUCAGGUCGAUUUUCUACUGAAUCACAGAAUUCAUCCACAGAUAGAAGCUUUGAGACACAACCAACAGAAAUCACAGUAAACGGGUAAAUUAAUACAAAAAGUCUCCAAAACUAUUUAUAAAGAGUCUCAAAUGGCCUGAUGUGUUUAAAAUGACUCAGAUUUGGUCCAGAAUGAUUCCCACUUUCCUAAGAUUCGUCCAAACUGACUGAGAAGCUGCCUCAGGUAUCAGCAGCUAAAACAGCUCUAAGAACCCGGAGAUUUAAAUCUUUUCACUUGAAAAUCCACACAUUCUUCACUGAAGGGAACAAAGUGAGUAAAUGAAGGACUGAACUUAUCGAGACUUUUCCUCCAUGAAGCUGCAGAUGAAGCUAGUCAUCAGGUUCGGGUUUUCAGAGCCGAGAGUUCGUUUCUGAUCUGAAACAUGCGGUUUUUAUUUAAUUUUCCUUGUAAGAUGCACUGGAAUGCAUUGCUCUCAUCUUGUAUUUGUCUUUUGUAUCCUUUAGAUAAACUCUAUUUAAAUCAGAUAUCCAAUCUGUGAAUUGUAAUAAAGACAGAAAUUUAAAUGA